UAGAAACAGACCAUACUACCAACCAUCCGACAUGUUGUGUCUGUUGAUCCUAAUUUUAAGCCUCAUAAAUAGAGCUUAUCUUUCAGAAAUUGUAGCACAAGGAGACACAGUUGUUGUGUUUGGUCAGGAUGCUUCAUUCUCCUGUACGCUGUCAGACGCGUCUAAUGUCAAACAAGUCACAUGGCAGCGGGUACGUGACCAGGAACCGGUACAAACUCUGGCUACAUUCAGCGAGCUCUUCAAGGAUCAUGUGGAUGAUCGAUAUGUCGGAAAAGUCACUUUCACCGCGGCGUCAGUUAAUUCAACAUCCAUCGAGAUCAAAAACGCAACAUUUGAAGACGAGGCUUGCUAUAUUUGUUCCUUCAAAGUGUAUCCAUUCCAACCUAAACGACAAACCUUGUGCCUCGCCGUUAAAGGUAUUUCAGAAAUAACAGCAUCAGUGAAUCCUGCGCUCAGUUCUGAUCCAGAUGUUGUAGUCUCAUGUUCAGCCACUGGUAAACCAACUCCAACUAUCCACUGGAAAUCUGCAGAGAAAGAGCUGAACAACUUUAGGUUAAGUAAUUCCACAACACUCAACAAAGACAGCUCAACCACCAUUACAAGCAACCUCACGCUUCCGCUGUCACAGUUUCAUGGGAAGUACGUGGAAUGUGUGGCUCAGAGUGACAGCAUGGAGAACAGCGUCCAAAUCUAUGUGCCUGAAGUAGAAUAUAAAGGCAUCUUGAUUUGA
Sinocyclocheilus grahami is the source of this 730-nucleotide messenger RNA. RefSeq names its product OX-2 membrane glycoprotein-like. Gene Ontology annotation, molecular function: cell-cell adhesion mediator activity. The record is from RefSeq and is a predicted model, not a curated record. Gene Ontology annotation, cellular component: neuronal cell body; axon; cell surface. NCBI's taxonomy places the organism in Eukaryota, Metazoa, Chordata, Actinopteri, Cypriniformes, Cyprinidae. The coding region runs from base 32 to 730 and encodes 232 amino acids. The transcript has 3 exons. Gene Ontology annotation, biological process: negative regulation of neuroinflammatory response; heterotypic cell-cell adhesion.